Messenger RNA from Rodentolepis nana, 441 nucleotides. NCBI's taxonomy places the organism in Eukaryota, Metazoa, Platyhelminthes, Cestoda, Cyclophyllidea, Hymenolepididae. The record is from the annotation of a GenBank genome assembly.
AUGCACUUGGAUUCGGCGCAUAUUUCGGCUCUUGCUCUUGUGAUGGAUGAACUAAGGUUACAGCUCGUCAACAACAGACUUCAGCUCCAGCAAGUUGAAGCAUCAUUGAAGCUAGAUAAGGGCAAUGAAGAGCUUAAGAUGCUGCAGGAAAAUUUGAACUCCGGUGCAACUGACGAAAAAGGAAACAAAGAACCGAAGAAUCGAAAAGAAAAACUCAAGAAACAGAAACGUGCGCAACAUCAAGGCGAAAUGGUAAAGGCUAUCGAAACUGAGAAGAAUGAAUGGCUGAACUUCAGUAAGAAGUACAACAACAAACAUAAGACAAAGAGGAGCAUAUUCGCUUCUCCUGAAAAUGUGGAUGGUAAAGUCGGCGUUGGAACCUGUGGAAUUUCGGGCAGACCAAUGACGAAACCCAGCUAUCAUCGAUUGAUGAGGACGUAA